Messenger RNA from Cimex lectularius (bed bug), 2753 nucleotides. Its product is annotated as calpain-9-like. Gene Ontology annotation, cellular component: cytoplasm. NCBI's taxonomy places the organism in Eukaryota, Metazoa, Arthropoda, Insecta, Hemiptera, Cimicidae. The record is from RefSeq and is a predicted model, not a curated record. The transcript has 14 exons. Gene Ontology annotation, biological process: peptide cross-linking; proteolysis. Gene Ontology annotation, molecular function: calcium-dependent cysteine-type endopeptidase activity; protein-glutamine gamma-glutamyltransferase activity. The coding region runs from base 112 to 2583 and encodes 823 amino acids.
CAUGUAAUUUCCAUAUGAAGAUCCUUUUUUUAUCUAAAUUCUAGUUAACUACCAAAAACUAUUUUCCUUAUAACAAAAAGAAUUUGAAAAAAGCAAAACGAACAAUUCAACAUGGAAAUGGAAGAAGAAAAAUUUCAUUUAAUAAAAACGGGACUGCUUGCAUUUAAUAAAAUUUAUGAAGACCCAGAGUUCAAAGCGAACUUUAGAAAUAUAUCACUGAAUAAAUUAAUUUCUCUACCCUGCUGCUGGAUCCGUCCAAUCCUUGUGUUUGAUAAUCUCAGUUUUAUUGAUUCAGACCUUCAGCCAAAAGUGCAAUAUUCAGGCAAAUUUGAUAAUAUUGGCAUUUCUGCUGCUCUCGAAAGUCUCUGCUCAUGCCGUCCACUUUUAUCGAGAGUUGUGCCUAAAGACGAAAAUGUAUCUGGUGGUUAUGUUGGUAUGAAUUUAUUCAGGUUUUGGCACUUUGGCAAAUGGAUUUCAGUACUCGUAGAUGAUCGACUGCCUUAUGAUAUGGAGAAACAACAGUUUCUCUUUACUAGCACCGGCCUACCGUACGAGUAUUGGAAACCUCUACUUGAAAAGGCGUAUGCCAAAUUGAUGGGCUCAUAUUGGGCCCUGGAACAAACGAAUAUUUUGGAAUUUUUAGAAGACCUUACCGGAGGAAUCACCGAAUACUUUAAUGUAAAAGAGACCACACAGAUUCUUAUGAAGUCCGUUUUGAAAUUAGGGGUGGCGAAAGGCUCGAUCAUUAUUUGUUGUACAUCGAUUGGGCAAAAUGAACGUGGAGACGGGGCCGACUUGAGAGGUUCAAACUAUUUUAUGAUCUCCACACUUAAAGAAGUUAAGUACAAGGAGACAGAGUAUAUGCUGCUAAGAGUUAAAAAACUUUUCGGCCCAUUUGAAGAAGAUGGCAAUUUUUUUAAACACACGACAUAUCCCCAAUUAGUGAAGAGCAAAAAAAUGGCAAAGGAAAUAAAAGAAGAAUCUGUUGAGGGGGAAUUUUGGUUGACAUUUAAAGAUUUUAUUAUACACCUUGAUCACAUGUUCAUUUGCAACCUGUGUCAUGAUAUAAGCCUGCACCACCAACAUUGGGAAUUAGCGUCGUACCAGGGAUAUUGGUAUGAAAACAUGUCUGCAGGAGGCCCGUCUAAAGAUUUUGCGUGUUUCUUGACAAAUCCACAAUUUAGAAUUUUAAUAAGGGGCAAAGAGUAUGAAAAUCUAAUGCCAGUUAUAAUUUCCUUAAGUCAACGGAGAGUCCCUGUGUUGAAUAAAAAAAGCCAUUUGGUUAAAUACAAACCGUUUCUCCCAAUUGGAUUUACUGUUUAUAAAGUGAGUAUUGACAAUGUUCACCAUUUGAGUUACAAAUAUUUGUGUAUGAACAACCCGAUUUAUCAUGCUCGGUAUUAUGAAAGGAGAGAAAUAUGCGUAAGGCUUAUGAUACCAUGUGGCAGCUAUGUCAUAAUACCAUCGACAGCCAAACCAAAUAUGGAAGGAGAAUUUUUACUAAGAGUUAUGACACAUCAUAAAUCCUUUAUGGAUUUACCGUGGGAGCCAAAAGAAGAUAUUUCUGAGACUUUAGGAUUUCCAAUAGGAAAUAACAUGAAAAAAUGUUCAUUGUAUAUUCAGUUGAAUCCAAGAUAUUUAGUCGGUCAGCCAAUCGAUAUUACGGUCAAAGUUUAUGCUCAAGAUGAAUUGAACUGUCCAAUUUCAAUUUGCAUUGCUUGCAACUGCAUAACAACCACUGGAAGAGGGCACAGGACGAUAAAAGGAAAAGAGGAUACAGUUUAUUUAGAAAAAGGAAAAAUUUAUGAAACAUCUUUAUCAAUAAAUUUCUAUGAAUAUGCAAGGAAAAGACUCCAUGAAUAUGUUUUUACUGUGUUAUGUUCUGUUUAUGAGCAAGGAGGAAAUGCUAUUAUAUAUGACACUAAGGAUUUCUGUCUUGACCUUCCAGAACUUUAUGUUGGUUAUUCUCAGACUGAAGAAUUAGAGAGCAAAUUUCCAGUCGAGUCUUGGUUUGUUAAUCCUGUUCCAUGUCCAAUAGAAUAUGGAUUGUUUUUGGUUGAGUCACCACAAUUGAGAACAAGCCCAGCAGUUGUAGAAACUGGGCAUAUUGGCCCUAUGUCGAGAGCAGUUGCACAGUUUGACAUAUUACCAGGAUCUCCUGGAAAAUACACAGUGACAGUUAGGUUCAUCUCAAAAGUAUUUAAUUUACGCGCCACCGUAGAAUUGUGCAUAUACGAACCGGAGAGUCCUCAAGAAGAAGAAAAAACUGUAGAAGAGGAGGAAAUAAUUAUAGAGGAGUCGAGCUCAGAAGAUGAAAUAUAUUACGAAAUGGAAACAGAGAUUAUAGAUGAAACUGAACAGAUGCCAUUAGGCCUGAUGGAAGAAGAAAGUGAAAUAGAAUUUGAGGAACUUUUGGAAGAAGAAAUGGAAUUUGAAAUUUGGAAGAAAGAAAUAAUAACUCAUGAAGAGAGACAUUCACAGCCUGUCCGCAUUAGUGAUGUAUCAGAAGAAAUUGAUCACAAUGACACUCAUCUACCUUCUCCUCCAAGAUUGGUUAAAAGUGUAUCAAUCAUGUUCAUUUAAAAAUCAAUUAACCGUAGGUAAUAUUUCAUUAAUACAAUACGGGGGUUUUUUAAUGUGUGAAAUAUGGUAUGUACAUAUGGCUUGCUUACAAUAUUUCACUUGUAUGUAUUAUAUUCUACAAUUUAUAGAUCUAAUAAUUGGGCCUUUUAAAUAAAACUAUUGUCACCUCA